This is a messenger RNA of Brenthis ino (lesser marbled fritillary), 1239 nucleotides long. NCBI's taxonomy places the organism in Eukaryota, Metazoa, Arthropoda, Insecta, Lepidoptera, Nymphalidae. The record is from the annotation of a GenBank genome assembly.
AUGCCCUUUGGAGUUUAUUAUCUGUUCAAUGGUGUUUGGGGGUUGCCAGCCGUUGUCUGUGACUGCUACAUCGCCAUGGAUGUCACUUGCUCCACUUCAAGCAUAUUCAAUCUAGUCGCCAUAUCAGUUGAUAGAUACAUCGCUGUAACACAACCAAUCAAAUACGCAAAACACAAGAGCAACGCGCGAGUGUGGCUUAUGAUAGCUGUAGCCUGGCUCGUCUCUGCUGCAAUCGGUUCUCCAGUGGUCCUGGGCCUCAACAACACGCCUGACAGAAGUCCUGACCAGUGCCUGUUCAACAGUACCGACUAUGUGAUAUAUUCAUCACUUGGAUCAUUCUACAUUCCAUGCAUCAUAAUGAUGUUUCUAUAUUAUAGGAUUUUUAAGGCAAUCCGACAACGUGCCAAAAAACAACGUGGGGCCAAAACCUCGUCAGCGGUCAGCUCAGCCCUCUCCAGCGGUACUGCGGCUGUUGUGAUUGAGAACAUUGCGCAGACACAAAGAUUUGUAGAAGUGCCAGAGGAUCGACCGACUAACACUGCCUCUGGGAGUAAUGAGGACGAUGAUGAUAAUUUUGAUAGGUCGGAAAUGGGUGCGUAUGCUGAGGAGUUGGUGAACACCAGGUCCGCCAGAUUUAUGUUAGCUGCAGUCGUGGAAGAAACUGGACUAAUAAUGGCGAAUUUGGCGUCUCCAAUACCAAUGAUGGAUCCCAACACGAACAACGACUCUGGCUACGCGCCUUCAAAUAUGGACGUGGAUAAAGACCACACUGAUCACACUCCACCUCCUUCUCCAUUAAAAGAAGAGAAGAAGAAAGAAGAGAAGGAGUUACCUAAGAAACCAGAAUUAAAAAAGAAACUAAGCCGUCUAAGCAACACUUCACUCAUCUCAACUCCUCGACGGAGAUUCAGGAGUGCAGCAUCUGCAGCAAGGUUCACUAUAUUCAGAGCGAACAGAGCUGGUAAACUGCGGGCUAAGUCCUUCGCUAAGAAAGAGAAAAAAGCUACACAAACACUAGCUAUUGUACUCGGCGUAUUUCUCUUCUGCUGGGCACCAUUCUUCACUUGCUCAGUACUAGAUGCUAUAUGCAUUAAAUUCGGCUUCGACUAUACACCGGGAGUGACUGUCUUCAUUCUAACAACUUGGCUGGGUUACAUCAAUUCAUUCCUGAACCCAGUUAUUUACACCAUUUUCAAUCCAGAGUUCAGAAAGGCGUUCAGGAAGAUACUUCACUGCUCA